Molecule: messenger RNA, 821 nt
Organism: Mercurialis annua (annual mercury)
Lineage: Eukaryota; Viridiplantae; Streptophyta; Magnoliopsida; Malpighiales; Euphorbiaceae
Product: LOB domain-containing protein 1-like
Exons: 2
Coding region: 25-603 (192 amino acids)
Source: RefSeq, a predicted model, not a curated record
AACAAAUAACAAUAUUACAGAAAUAUGUCAAUUCCUCCAAUUUCUAUUCCUUCUCCAUACUCUAAUAAUAACUCUUCUUCUCCUUCUUCGCCAUCUUCUCAACACUCUUCUCCUCCGUUGGUUAUUCUUAGCCCCUGUGCUGCCUGCAAAAUCCUUCGCCGCCGAUGCGUCGACAAAUGUAUUCUUGCUCCUUAUUUUCCUCCUACUGAGCCUUACAAGUUCACCAUUGCUCAUAGAGUCUUUGGUGCUAGCAAUAUCAUCAAGUUCUUGCAGGAACUGCCCGAGUCUCAAAGAGCAGACGCAGUAAGCAGCAUGGUUUACGAAGCAAAUGCAAGAAUUCGAGACCCGGUUUACGGAAGUGCCGGAGCGAUUUGUCAGCUUCAGAAACAAGUGAAUGAUCUACAAGCUCAAUUAGCUAAAGCACAAGCUGAGGUUAUGAACAUGCAAUGCCAACAAGCCAAUUUUGUUGCACUAAUUUGCAUGGAAUUGCAGCAAUCUCAUCACCACCAAGAACCCUAUUUCCAGCAGCAACAGUUUGUCGAUACAACUUGUUUUCUUGACGAGACUAAUUUUGGAACAUCUUGGGAGCCUCUCUGGACAUGAUUAGACCAACAAUACAUAUAUUUAUACGCAUUAAUUAAAGAAAUUAAUGUUAAAGAAGUCUUUGAUUGAUGAAUUUUCCGUUAGUCCAAUGUUGACAAGUUGAAAAACAAAAUUUAGCUAGAAAAUGAAAAAGAAACAGAUGGCAACGGGUCUUUUCUUUUUCGUAAUUGUAAUUCUUGGGUAUGAAGAUGGGAUUCAAUUAUUUUUCUGUUAUUAAA